Messenger RNA from Chrysoperla carnea, 2222 nucleotides. RefSeq names its product mitogen-activated protein kinase 15-like. Gene Ontology annotation, cellular component: cytoplasm; nucleus. The coding region runs from base 249 to 2222 and encodes 657 amino acids. Gene Ontology annotation, molecular function: ATP binding; MAP kinase activity. Lineage: Eukaryota; Metazoa; Arthropoda; Insecta; Neuroptera; Chrysopidae. Gene Ontology annotation, biological process: protein phosphorylation; intracellular signal transduction. The record is from RefSeq and is a predicted model, not a curated record. The transcript has 8 exons.
UCAAUUUUUUGGAAUAUAUAACUGAAUUUUUGACCUAUUAUUUUGGUUUGUGAGAAUAAUUGUAUUCAAGAUGUUUGGCCUGACUUGGGUCAGGUAACGAAGGCCAUUGAUCGAAAUAUUUUUGGUCCGUUCAAAUAGCCUGUAAACAUAAUUGAAAUUCGUUUUACAAGAGCCAAGAAAAUGAGAAAACGCAAGCAACCAAGAAAACUAUCUAAGCGAAGAUAUAGCAAAACGCCACGAUCAAGAAAAUGAGGGAGAGCAGACAAUUAAGAAAAAUGUCUAGGCGAAUUCAUCGUAAAACAAUCACGGACAUACUACAAAUAAAAACUUUCCAACCCAGAUCAGAACGAAUUGUUGCAUCAAAUGUAAUAUUAGCUCCAGUAAACUUAUUUUUAUGUUGUUUUGGAUAUAAAAAGCAGAAAAAAAAUUACUUAAAAUGCACCUCAUUCAAACUACGCAAAGCUGAAAUCAUUCAAAAUAAAAAAACUCAGGGUGAUUCAUUAAAUUUAAAGUUAGUCAAAAUGCCAGAUAAACAGAAUAAUAAAACAAAAAUGGAUAAAAUGUCGGAAAUUGAUGAACAUAUACAAAAACGAUUUGAUAUACGACGGCGAUUGGGUAAGGGCGCUUAUGGUAUUGUAUGGAAAGCUGUUGAUCGAAAAACAAAACGUGUGGUUGCAAUUAAAAAGAUUUUUGAUGCGUUCCGUAAUCAAAUUGAUUCGCAACGUACAUUUCGUGAAAUUAUGUUUUUACAGGCGUUCACCGAACAUCCAAAUAUUAUUAAAUUGUAUAGUAUUCACAGGGCUGGUAAUAAUCGUGAUAUAUAUUUAGGUUUUGAGUAUAUGGAAACAGAUUUACAUAAUGUAAUUAAAAAGCAACAUUUGCUAAAAGAUAUUCAUAUGAGAUAUAUUAUGUAUCAACUAUUCAAAGCCAUCAAAUAUAUACAUUCGGGCAAUGUAAUUCAUCGAGACUUAAAACCUAGUAAUAUUUUAUUAAAUAGUGCUUGCCACUGCAAAAUUGCUGAUUUUGGAUUAGCACGCUCCGUGUCAUCAACCUCAGACAGUCCAAACUCAGAUCCACGUCUCACGGAUUACGUUGCAACACGAUGGUAUCGUGCACCCGAAAUUUUAAUAGCCAAUACAAGGUAUACAAAAGGAAUUGAUAUGUGGUCGUUAGGUUGUAUAUUUGGUGAAAUGCUUGCGACAAAACCAUUGUUUCCUGGAUCGUCAACAGUCAAUCAAGUAGAAAAAAUAUUAUCAAUGUUACCAAGUCCAACUGCCGAAGAUAUUACCAGCAUUACUUCAGGGUUUGGAUCAUCAUUGUUAAAAAAUAUACCAAGUAUUCCUAAAAAAUCACUAAAUGAUGUAUUAAAAGAUGCUCCAGAUGAUGGAUUAGAUUUAAUAUCAAAAUUGUUGAUAUUAAAUCCUACCAAAAGAUUAACUGCGGUUGAAUGUUUAAAGCAUCCUUAUGUUGCAAAAUUUCAUAAUCCAGAUAGUGAACCCUCUUUGAAAAUUGAUAUAAUUCCACCAUUAUCAGAUAAUGUACAAUUAUCUGUAGAUGAUUAUCGAAAUAAACUAUACGAAUUAAUGACUGAACGUUCAAUGUCAAUUAACAAUAAACCACCUACUCCUAGAAUUAAUCAUCCACCGGAAAUUAAAUCAACUACCUCAAGUAGCAUAUCACGUACACCUUCACCAAAAAUGGUACAAUCAUCACUGACAACAUCCAACUUAUACACAUGUUAUCGUAACAAUAACCAAAAUCACAUUAUUACAACGAAAUCUAGUACAAAUUUAAAUCGAUCAAUAAAAUCGAAACUACCCGUACAAGUUACAGUAACUGAAGAAAAAUUCAAAGAUCCAAAAUUUAUAAAAAAUUCACAACGAUUAACAUCAAAUUCCAUAACAAAAACUUACAUUAAAAGUUGUUUUAUUGAAAAGAAUCGUCCGGUUACUACAAAUCAACAACAAAAAAUUAAUGAGACAUCAAAAAAUAAUUAUUUUACAAAUAAUAACAAUUAUGAAAAAUUAAAUGGAAAAAUUGAUGGUGAUAAUACGAUUAUGGGAUGUUUCGGAGACAAUAAUUCAGGAAGUACAAAAAUAAUUCGAACAAAUUCACAAUCGUCGAUUCGAUUACGUAAAAGUAAUUCAACGAAUUAUUCAACAACACAAAAACAUUUUAAUACGUAUAAUCAAAAUCAUGGAAUUAUAUCAGCUAGUUUAUAA